Molecule: messenger RNA, 393 nt
Organism: Striga hermonthica
Lineage: Eukaryota; Viridiplantae; Streptophyta; Magnoliopsida; Lamiales; Orobanchaceae
Source: the annotation of a GenBank genome assembly
AUGUACAAAAGCUACAAUUAUCAUGAUACUUACAUUCAUGGAGGGGACUUGAGCAGCAAGUCCUCGAUCGAUGAAUACAUCGAACGCGUUACACGACUGCAGAGGAUCCCUAGUGUGGUCUCCGAUUAUCCUGUUGAAGAACUCGACAAGCAUUUUGAGAAAAAUAUUCAUGUGAAUAGUGAUGAGAAUCGGGCCCACGGUCCGCACAAAAGGGCUCGUGACGUGCACAAGAAAGUCUAUUUUGGCGAGCAUGAAAAGGCUAUCGAGAUCGAGAGGGAUGAAAAGCGUGAAAUUUAUAGAGGAAAGACGAUUGAUUUGAAGGCCGAUGGAUACAUAAUGCAGAAGCACAAGAACUUCGAAAUGUGCAAAUUCGAUACGUUCAAGGCCAAUUAA